Messenger RNA from Aspergillus ruber CBS 135680, 1938 nucleotides. RefSeq names its product arylsulfotransferase family protein. The coding region runs from base 1 to 1938 and encodes 645 amino acids. Lineage: Eukaryota; Fungi; Ascomycota; Eurotiomycetes; Eurotiales; Aspergillaceae. The record is from RefSeq and is a predicted model, not a curated record. The transcript has 3 exons.
AUGCCUACCUGGCUACCCUCCUUUAAAGCAAUCCUCACCUUAACGCUUGCAACCUUUACAAGCGCGGACUUCGGCCCCCGAAACCAAUCCACCGAGCACAACACCGGCCUCCUUGGUACCUUUCCGACGGAAACUUACCGCUCCUCGCCUUUAAUCGGUCCAUCCCUGAAUUAUAUCCAGGACAGUCUGCUCUGCCACGAUGAGCUGUAUACAUUGCUUGCACUGCGGGGAAGUGAUGUGCGGACUCCGGGGCCGAUGAUAAUUGAUAGUGAUGGGCAUUUGGUCUGGACGAACAUUGGGUAUGGGAAUACGCAUGCGGUUGGGGUGUAUGAGUUCAAGGGACAUAGGUAUUUGGGGUUCGGGGUGGAGGAUAAUGGAUUGAAGGGGUUUGGAGAUGGGGUAUAUUAUCUGCUCGACUCAUCUUACGAAAAAGCGUAUACGAUCAAAGGCGCCAAUGGAUUCCCCGUGGGCCUACGUGAAUUCCAUAUCACCCGCGAUGAGACCGCAGUCAUCGCGACAUACAAGAUCAAAACCGCUGAUUUACGGUUCGUUGGCGGCCCCCAAGACGGUCGAAUCUACGAUAGCAUCGUACAAGAAAUCAACAUCGAGACUGGUAAACUGCUCUUCCAAUGGCGGGCUUCAGAACAUGUUGAUAUCACCCAAGUACCGCGUACCCUGGACACGGAAGCAGGAACAUAUGUCGACCACCAAGGGCAGCAAGCGUGGGAUUUCUUCCGCAUCAACAGCAUAGACAAGGACAGCAAGGGCAAUUUUCUCGUUUCGUCUUCUUCAACAAAUACGUUGAGCUACAUUGACGGGAGGACUAAAAAGAUCCUCUGGAAUUUGGGUGGUCAAAACAACAGCUUCAACGACCUGUCCGGUGGUAUAGCAACCCAAUUCAGCGGCCAACACCAUGCACGCUUCCAUAAUGAUAAUACAAUCACUUUAUUUGACAACAAUGCCAAUACCGUUAACGGUCCCAGUCAAGGCCUCUACCUCACCCUCGACUACGACCAAAUGACCGUCUCCCUCCUUCACACCUACGCACCACCAACUGACCUCAACAGCUCAUCAGGCGGCUCCCUCCAACUCCUCCCAACGGGCAACAUCCUCCAAAGCUACGGCCAAAUCCCCGCGUGGACCGAAUUCAGCAUCAACGGCGACAUCCUCUGCCACGUCCAUUUCGGCGCCGCAGUAUCUUUCAAUUCAAGCAAGGUCUUCUCUGACCGCAUCGCCAAAGGCCCCUGGACUGGCCUCCCGAAAACAAGCCCCGACAUCGCACUCUACGGCUACGAAGCCGCAGUAUCUUGGAACGGUGCAACAACAGUAACAACUUACAUCCUCGAGGGAACCAACGAUUUAGAACUGGAUAUGAAACAAGCCAUCUACACUCGCGACCACCCACCCCCAACCGACUUGAAUGACAAAAACAAACCCCCGGAAUUCACAUUCCUAUCUGCAACGCCCAAAUCAGGCUUCGAAUCUAUCCUUCCCAUCCCUAACACUUUUCCCGCGGGAAGUUAUCUGCGCAUCCGCGCACUGAACAAAUACGGGCACGUUGUCGGUAUAACAAAACUCACUCACUGGGAUCCAGACGCCGGUCAACCGAUCGUUGGCAUCGGUGGCCCUGCAAUCCCAGGACCAGAUCUACGGCCGCUAGGAUAUUUCCUGGGUGGAUUCUCGAUUGCUGUUGUGCUUGCUAUGGGAGUUUGGUUAAUGAGGCGGCGGAUUGCAGCGAGGAGAGUUUACGGACAUGGGGAUAGUGAGAGGGGCGGAUAUGGGUAUGGUGGGGGUUGGGAUGAUGGAGAUGAGGAGCUUAGUGAUAGGGAGUUGAUCGAUGCGGUUGAGUUUUCGUUGCUUGGGGGGAAGGCGUUGAGGGCUAGAGGGGUUAGGGGUUUGGAGGAUAGUGACGAGAGUGAUGAAGAGAGGAAAAUCUAG